Paramecium sonneborni is the source of this 1080-nucleotide messenger RNA. The record is from the annotation of a GenBank genome assembly. NCBI's taxonomy places the organism in Eukaryota, Ciliophora, Oligohymenophorea, Peniculida, Parameciidae.
AUGGAAUUGAUUAAGGGAAAAGAGAUGUUUGAAGUGAUAAAUGAAUUAGGACAUUAUAGUGAGAGUGAUGCUAAGGAGUUAUUUAAGUAGUUAUUAAGUGCAAUAGAGUACAUGCAUAGAAAUGGUAUAUGCCAUAGAGAUUUGAAACCCAAUAAUAUAUUAUGCGUUGAAAGUAUUUAUAUAAAUUCAAUAGAUAAAAAUUAGAUCAAAGUAACUGACUUUAAUGUAAGUAAAUUUAGUGAUGCUUAUAAAGAAUUCGGAGAUCUUAAGGAUAGAGAGAAAAUUGAAAUGUGGACUUAUACUGGCACUGUAGCAUUUUCAGCUCCAGAAAUAUUUUCAGGAGAAGGUUAUAAGUAAAUGUAAUAUUAUAUAAAAAAGUUAAAUGGUUGAUAUGUGGAGUGCAGGUUGUAUUUUAUAUUCUAUGUUAUCGGGACAAUUACCAUUUAUCUCUGAUUAGUAUGAUAUACAAUCAAAUAUUAUAGUUUAAAUGAUUUGAUUGAAAAAAUCAAAGAAGCAGCUCUUGAAUUUCCAAAUGAGUUAUUUGAAUAAGUUUCAGAAGAAGCCAAAGAUUUAUUAAUAUAACUAUUGUAAAAAGAUUGGACAUUUAGACCUCAUCCUGAUGCUGCUCUUAAACAUUCAUGGUUUUAAAUUAUAGAGGAUGAUUAAGUCAGAAAAAAAUCACUUAGAAAAUUAGCUAUCAGAAAAAAUAUGCCAAGAUUAUCAUCUAAAUAUUCUAAAAAUAGUCAUAAAUAACGAAAUAUCCUUUUGGGAUCUUCAUCAACUAUUAUAAUUAAAAAUAAUUGUUCUUUCGAUUCUAAAAGUGAUAUUUAAUAAACAGAUUUAGCUAAUAGCUUUUAAAAAAUUCCAAUAAAAAAAAGCAUUUUCUUCUCAAAUACUCUAGGUGAUACUUUAGAUAUUAAUUAAAACUCCUCUCUAGAUUAAGAGUAGUCUCCAUCUAUGGUUGAUUAACCAAAUUCAUCUAAAUUAAGUGAAGACAUAGGAGAUUUUGAUUAAAAUGUUCUUGGUCGAUUUAUUAAUUUUAAAAAGUAAUAUAAUGUUGAUGAUGAAGUUUAAGAAUGA